This is a messenger RNA of Poecile atricapillus (Black-capped chickadee), 7976 nucleotides long. RefSeq names its product immunoglobulin superfamily member 10 (gene IGSF10). Gene Ontology annotation, cellular component: extracellular region. Bases 178 to 7563 code for a protein of 2461 amino acids. Gene Ontology annotation, molecular function: protein binding. The record is from RefSeq and is a predicted model, not a curated record. NCBI's taxonomy places the organism in Eukaryota, Metazoa, Chordata, Aves, Passeriformes, Paridae. The transcript is spliced from 7 exons.
CGGCGGGCACCGGCUGCAGCUCCCCGGCUCUUCUGAGCCAUUCCAGCUUUCCUGAGAGCGGCAGCUCCCGGCACAGCGCGCCGGACACGGGCACGGAGUGGCAGCUGUCAAAUGACAGCGCUUUAGGAACCGCCCGGCCCCGCCGUUCCCGGGAUGGCAGCGUAGGAUCCGCGCAGGAUGGGGACCCCGCGCCGGGAGCGGCCCCGAUGGCUGGGGACCCUCCUGGCCGCCUGCCUGGCCACCCUCCCGGUCAUCGGCGCCUGUCCCCGGCCCUGCGCCUGCCACGGCUCGGCCGAGCUCCACUGCACCUUCCGCUACCUGAGCGCCGUGCCCCCGCGCAUCCCGCCCGACGUGCGGCGCAUCAACCUGGGCUACAACAGCCUGAGGAAACUCAGCCCCAUGGGCUUUGCUGGCCUGGAGAAACUGGAGUUACUGAUGCUGCACAGCAAUGAGAUCAGCACGGUCCCUGAGAAGGUGUUCAGUGAUUUACGUUCACUACAGGUCUUAAAAAUGAGUUACAACAAGGUCAGAGUGCUCCAGCAGGAUGUAUUUUAUGGCCUGAACAGCUUGGUACGGCUGCAUAUGGACCACAAUCAAAUUGAAUUUGUGAAUCCCAAUGUUUUCUAUGGACUCACUUCCUUGAGGUUGGUGCACCUGGAUGGAAAUUUACUUCAGCAGCUGCAUCCAGACACUUUUGUCACCUUGCACUACAGUCAAAUAUUCAGAAUAUCCUUCCUGAAGCACAUCUCUCUGUCUGACAAUAUGCUGGCUUCACUUCCACAAGAAAUGUUUUCCUACAUGUCAGAGCUCGAGAGCAUUUACCUCCACGGAAACCCCUGGUCCUGUGAUUGCAGCCUGCAGGGAUUCGCAGAGUGGGCACAGGAGAGACCAGAUGUUAUAAAGUGCAGAAAAGAGAGGAGUUCCAGUGUCCAGCAAUGCCCAGUCUGUGCUAGUCCCAAAAAUCAAAAUGGGAAAGGUUUAGUGGAUCUUCCUUCUGCAUCCUUCACCUGCAGUAAGCCAGUCAUCCACGACUCGCUGAAAUCCAGAAACCUCACGAUGCCAGACGAUGGGGAUUUCAGUUUCGUGUCUCCCAAGGACUUGAUAGCUCCCAUAGGAUCCGUGGUUUUGAAUAUGACUGACCAAGCAGGAAAUCAAGGCAACUUGGUUUGCAAUGUCCAGAAACCUACAAAAAUGUCUCCCAUCUCACUUGACAAAAAUGGCCACAGCACCGUGCUCAAAACCUCGUUCUCAGCAUUGCUGGUGUGUGGUGUCGAUUAUGGACACAUCCAGCAGCUGUGGAGCAUCCUGGCACUGUACAGCAAUUCUCCCUUGAAACUGGAGCAAACUGUGCAGACAACUGAUGUGCCUUUUAUUAGCUACAAAUACAAGCAGAUGCACAGUGAGAAAGAUGAGCUUUUCACCAAUAUCGAGGCAGAGCUGCGAGCUGAGCCAGCCUGGCUGAUGCAGAGGGCAGUGUCCCUGCAGCUGGACAGGACAGCCAGCACGCUCAGCACGCUGCACCUCCGCCUCUCCACCCACGCCCUGGUCACUCUGGCCAGCGAUCACCAGAGCCAGGUGAGACAAAACUGGGCCAUCAUCAUCAGGGACAACAGCACCCAAAGAGAGCACACCGUGCUGGUCGGGGGCACCGUGGAGCUGGGGUGCCAGGCAGCCGGGGAGCCAGCUCCUGCCGUGGAGUGGAUAUUGGCUGAUGGCAGCAGAGUGCGAGCUCCUCACAUCAGCGAGGAUGGGAGGAUCAUAGUCCUGGAAAGCGGGGCCCUGGCGCUGCGGGCAGCUGACGUGUUUGACACGGGGCUCUACCACUGCAUCAGCACCAACCACGCCGACGCCGACGCGCUCUCCUUCCGAAUUACGGUGCUGGAUCCCCACGUGGAACGCGAGGGGGUAAACGGAGCCCAGCUGUCGGCUGCUCUCGGCAGCACCCUGCACCUUCCCUGCACAGCCACGGCUGCUCCGGACGCUGCCGUCACCUGGGUGUCACCUCAGCACACAGUUCUUGGUCAGGCUGUAGGAAACAAGCUGAUCUUUGCCAACGGCACCUUGAGGAUACAAGGGGUGACAGAGCGAGACGCGGGCUACUUCCGAUGCAUUGCGGCCAACCGCUACGGUGCUGAUCUUUUGGUUUUCCAAGUGCUAACGAGACAGGGUGAAACUGCUCUGAGGAAAACGCAUGGAGCUGUGGAAGGGUGGGAAGAGGGCUCUGGCAAUGAGCUGCUGCACUCUGCUGCAGCACAGAGACAUCCCUCAGCCACUCCAGCCACCCUGACAGCUCCUGGGGAAUCCGCUGCAGCAGCGGCCAGCAGCCAGGGCACACGGAGCACACGUCAGAGGAACAGCCACGGGAAAAGGCCUCACUGGCCCCACGGGGACAGAGCAGGCAGGAGGUUCAGGGGACACAGGAGACAGUUUGUUUCCUCAGGCAGGAGAGCUGAUCCACAGCGCUGGGCAGCCUUGCUGGAGAAAACAAGGAGGAACUUGACAGUGGCACACAAACGAGGAGAAGUUGCAACAGAACCACCCACUCAAUCCCGUAAGCUCUCAGAGGUACCUGAGGAUGAGGAGGAGACCUCUGGUGAUCUCAUAUCUCCAGAAGAAGAAUUCAUGAUACCAGCAAGAGAGAGAUCCCCGGGAUUUGCUCUGGGGAGAGCAACAGAACUCACGAUCACUGCAGGGCCCGAGGAGACCGCGAAUCCCACUCGUGCCUGGAACAGCUCCCUCCUGCUCACAGAGCCAUCAACUGCCCUCCCCUCACCCCUUCCACACCCUGUGGCACCUGCCAGCAAAAGGCCACAAACACCUCCAGAACCUACAGACUCAUGGGAAAGAUCUGAUUUGAGUCAAAUAUCAGCAAAUGGUGUAAAACAACCAACCGUACCAAGUGGAACAUCCACACUCUUCCCUGCUGGGCAAAAGUCAAUAUAUUCUGGGGAAGGCAAUAACCAGCAUCUAAAGUCUGCGUCCAUGACACCCACAACAGAAGCUACAGGCACCAGCAAGGCUGUAACUCCUCAAAACACAGCAGACAAGGUACAUAUUUUCACUGAGUCUAUUGAUAAUGUUUCCACCAAAACAGAGCACCAGGUCCCUGUGGCCACAGUCAAUGAACAAAGCUCUGAAUUUGGCCCCAUUUAUUUUCAUAGUACUCAGAAAGGAGGAACUCCUAAUCCACCACUUGUCUCCACUUUUACUACUCAUCAGCAAAUUUGGGUUAUCCAGGAUGUUCCAACUCAUCCACCCCAGCUCCAGCAGCACUAUGGAAGACGAAAGAAAAUUUCUGGUCGGAGACGAAUUGUUAGACCAGGACGCAUCCCAAGUACGAAGGAGCACCAAUACGAUUUUGGGAGGCCAGGGUCUGCCAGAGGAACAGAAUCUGUAGCUAUGGCUACAGAUGUUCAGCUGAAUAUGAGCUAUGUAUCAAAUACACCAACCUUAAAUCACUUAAGCAGUUCCAUCAAUCCAUUUAGGCCAGAAGCACCCCAGUCUUCUCCCUCUGCCCUGAAUAUGCCAUUGGAGCACCCGGUGGGCACCCAUCAAAACACAGCAUUCCUCGGGGAAGAGGAGAAGAAACACAGGGCAAGGCAAAAAGCUGCUACCACAGUCACAUCUGUCACUGCAAAGGACACUGCCACUACUGCCACCAGUGCAUUGGCUGUAACAGGUUUGAAGCCAGCAGUUACACUUGUUAUUACUCCUCAAACCGACACCAGAGUCACCAAAAAUAAAACACUCCGAGUGGGAGGAAGGAGAGGUCAGAGGAGAAAGAGGCCUCCUAAAACACCUGUCCCACAGCAUGUGGCUGCAGCCCUCAGCAGUGCAGCCACCCCUGCAGCGAGCACUGCCACCCCCACGGUGGCACCUGCAACAGCUCUCCCUGGGAGCAUCAGUGCAGUCUCCAUGACCAGAACAACAGCCCCAGGGAUCCCCGAGAGCCCCGAGACACCUCAGCACAGCCCCACGGCAGCCACACAAACACCAGCAACCCCGAGCACCCGGAGGAGCCCCCGGCCAACACCACCAGCAGCAUCCCUGCCGGGCAGCGUGACUGCUCAGAGCCUCACCGUGUUCCUGCCAGCCACACCGGGCACACAGAGGAACACGCAGCUGGCCACGCCACCAGCUGCCAGUCCUGCCCAGACCCCCACCAUGGGGCUCCAAACCUCAGCACGGCUGGAUGAGGCCCCUGGUGCCCCGAGAGCCCGAGCUGCUGCAGCCAGUGCCACACCAGGGCCAGCACCUGCUCAGCACAUCGGAGCCGCUGCCACGGCAGGAGAAAAAGCCUACCUGGAAACGGGGGAGGGAGCAGUCCGGGAACAGCAGGCAGCACAGCCCACACUCCCAGCCAGAGCUGUGCCGAGUGCUCCUGCUGCUGUCACUGUCCCCAGCAGCCAGCAUCCCUCCCCUCUGCCAGCCCUGCCCGCAGCCCUGCCCGCAGCCACCCCCGGAGCCGCCCCGCACCCCCGGGGACACGGCCACCUCCAGCCCAGGACACCGCCCAAGGGCACAGGGAACACACUGCACUCACCACAAACCCCGUGGGCAAGGGACAAGGACAGCUCUGUCAGUGCCUGGUCUGAAAGGCGAGAUCGAGACACCACCACCAUCCCCAAUCCCAUCACCUUAGGUUCUGCAAGCAGAAACCAUUUUUCCAAGCCCAGAAUAGUCGGAGGGAAUUUUGCUUCUUUCACUGUGCUGGCGAAUUCUGAUGUUUCUAUUCCUUGUGAAGCUACUGGGAACCCCCCUCCAACAAUACAAUGGACCAAGAUACCACCAGGAGGAGCCGUGCUGCCCAGCGGGGCUCUGUCCAUCGCCCGUGCGGGCCCGCAGCACUCCGGCCGCUACCUGUGCACGGCGUCCAAUGCCCAGGGCAGCGCCCGGCUGCUCGCCACGCUGGCCGUGCUGGGCUCCCCGGCCCGCAUCGCCGGCCGCCAGCGGCUGCUGACCGCGCACUCCGGGAGCUCGGCCGUGCUGCCGUGCCCGGCCCGGGGCAGCCCCGCUCCCAGCGUCUCCUGGCUCCUGCCGAACGGGACCCGCCUGUCGCGCUCCUCCGCGGCCGCCGGCCGGGCUCGGGUGGAGCCGGACGGAGCCCUGCUCAUCCGGCCGGUCACCCUGCACGACCGCGGGCUCUACUCGUGCCUCGCCGAGAACCCCGCGGGCUCCGACACGCUCCGGCUGAGGCUGCAGGUCGUGGCAGCCCCUCCCGCCAUCCUGGAGGAGAAGAGACAAAGCGUGGCCGGAGCGGCGGGGGAAAGCCUGGAGCUGCCUUGCACGGUGCAGGGGAAGCCGCAGCCCGCCGUGCACUGGGUGCUCCCCGAGGGCUCGGUGCUGAAGCCGGGGCAGCUGGGGCACCCCGGGCUGUUCCUGUUCCCCAAUGGCACCCUCCGCCUGGGCAGCACGGCCCCCUCCGACAGCGGCACCUACGAGUGCAUAGCCACCAGCUCCACGGGCUCGGACAGGAGGGUGGUCAGCCUCGUGGUGCAGCGCAGAGACACCCUGCCGAAAAUUGCCAUCGCCUCGCAACAACUGACCCGGCUGAAUUUUGGGGAGAGGUUGCUUCUGAACUGUACAGCAAUUGGGGAGCCCAAGCCCAGGAUAAUCUGGAGGUUGCCCUCCAAGGCUGUUGUGGACCAGUGGCACAGAAUGGGAAGUCGGAUCCAUGUUUACCCCAAUGGAUCCUUGGCUGUUGAGGCAGUUACAGAAAAGGAUGCAGGUGAUUAUCUGUGCGUUGCAAGAAACAGAAUUGGGGAUGAUCUGAUACUGAUGAAAGUCAGCAUCACAAUGAAACCAGCCAAGAUUGACCACAAACAGCAGUUCAAGAAGCUGGUGCCGUAUGGGAAGGAUUUCAGAGUGGACUGCAAGGCCUCAGGGUCGCCAGCACCAGAGAUCUCCUGGGGCCUGCCAGACGGGACGGUGGUGAACAACGCGAUGCUGGCGGAUGACAGCGGGCACAGGGCUCGCAGGUACGUCCUCUUCGACAAUGGGACUCUGUACCUCAACAAAGCUGGAGUGGCAGAGGGAGGAGAUUACACGUGCUACGCCCAAAACACUCUGGGGAGGGAUGAGAUGAAGGUCCACGUCACGGUCAUUGUGGCAGCCCCUCAAAUAAAGCACAAUUACAAGACACACAUCGCAGUGACAGCUGGAGACACAGCCCUGCUGGACUGUGAAGCUGCUGGGGAACCCAGGGCACAGAUAUUCUGGCUGCUGCCCUCCAGCGAGAUGAUCUCCUUGUCCACAGACAGGCACUCCCUGCACUCCAAUGGCUCGCUCUCCAUCAGCCCUGCCAGCCUGCUGGAUGCUGGGGAGUACGUGUGUGUGGCUCGGAACCCUGGCGGGGAUGACACCAAGCUGUAUAAGCUGGAUGUGGCUGCUAAACCCCCCAUCAUAAAUGGUUUAUACGGGAACAAAACAAUCAUGAAGGUGACGGCAGUGAGGCACUCGAAGAAACACAUCGACUGCCGGGCAGAAGGGACACCUCCUCCUCAGAUUAUGUGGAUCAUGCCUGAUAAUAUUUUCCUAACAGCCCCAUAUUACGGGAGCAGGAUUGUGGUGCACAAAAACGGGACACUUGAGAUUCGGAACAUCCGGCUCUCAGACACAGCAGAUUUUAUCUGUGUGGCUCGUAACGACGGGGGAGAGACCGUGCUGGUGGUGCAGCUGGAAGUCACAGAAAUGCUACGGAGACCAAUAUUCAAAAACCCUUUCAAUGAAAAAAUAAUAGUAAAACCUGGGAAAACUAUCACACUGAACUGUUCUGUGGAUGGAAACCCUCCCCCUGAUGUAAGCUGGAUGUUGCCCAACGACACGAGGUUUUCCAGCAGCAUCAGGACAUCGCAGUUUUUCACGGGGAGCAACGGGACCCUGACCAUCCACAAUCCCGAGAGACACGCCGGGCGCUACCGCUGCGCUGCCCGCAACCAGGUUGGCUACAUAGAGAAGCUGAUGGUCCUGGAGGUUGCCCAGAAGCCCAAAAUCCUCAGCCGCCCUGCAGGGCUGGUGAGGGCUGUCAGCGGGGAGCCCUUGUGGCUGCACUGCCCGGCCGAGGGGAGCCCCAGGCCCAGGACAGCGUGGACGCUGCCGGGGGGCCGUGUGCUGGAGCAGCCACAGGCCAGCGGGAGGUUCCUGCUGCUGGAGAACGGCACCUUGAUCCUGCGGGCAGCCUCGGCCCUCGACGCGGGCACUUACCUGUGCAGGGCCCACAACCACGCCGGGGACUCGUCCCUCGCCGUCCCGGUGGUGCUGGCAGCCCACGCCCCCCGCAUCGUGGGCAGACCCCCCCCGGCCAUCCGCACCGUGCCGGGGGCAGCAGUGCAGCUCCACUGCGUGGUGCUGGGGAUCCCAAAGCCAGAAGUUUCCUGGGAGUUACCCGACCAUUCCAUCCUCUCCACAGCUCAGCAGGGCCGGGGCUCUGGGGGCGAGCUGCUGCACCCCACGGGGACCCUGCUCCUGCACAGCCCCCGGCCCUCCCAUUCCGGCACCUACAGGUGCACGGCCAGGAACCCCCUGGGCACCGCCACUGCCGUCACCCACCUGCACGUCCUGUGAGGCAGAGCGCAGCAGCAACGGGGCACAGCGCUCACCGGCUCAUCCUUGCGAUGGCUUCAGUCAAAGGCAGCCACAAGCCUGGGACAGCCUGGACACAUCCACAGCACCCAGGCUGCAGUGACCCGGCAAAGAGACAGCAACGGGAAAAUCAGCUCUGGCAUCACUUGCUAGCCUUGGUUCUCUCCAUGUUCAGGGGAUUUAAACGAAAGCAAAAUUAAGACAUUUCUGCUCCACAAAGAAAUAGCAAACAUUGACUGUCAAACAUGGAAACUUUCUGGAAAUGUGCCUAGAGAGCUCCUGUACGGACACAGGUUUGCAUCAGUUCAAUACUGCCCACCUUGUGUGACUGACACAAGCACGGAUCAGAGAGGGCAAGGACAGUUCCUGGGAACACAGGAGCAGGUUUAUUGGGA